Didymella exigua CBS 183.55 is the source of this 1014-nucleotide messenger RNA. RefSeq lists its product as uncharacterized. The record is from RefSeq and is a predicted model, not a curated record. The transcript has a single exon. Lineage: Eukaryota; Fungi; Ascomycota; Dothideomycetes; Pleosporales; Didymellaceae. The coding region runs from base 264 to 854 and encodes 196 amino acids.
AGCACCUGGAGCAUAUUCGUAAUGUCACGCUGUCAAUCGUAUGUUCGCCGGGAGGCGGAGAAGCCCGGUUGGUCUAGCCAUACAGAACAGAGUGGAGAAGCAGAUGCCAUCUACAUGGAUUUGACGACAUUAGUAGGGUCCCGGAUGAGAAAGAGGGCACUGCUGAGGAGGCACUUCCUGCAAGACAGGAGGGCCUAGAAAAUGGUGGGAGUGAAAUCAACGUUUGCUAGCAUCCAUAUGCAUGCAAACUCUUCGCACAUCACAUGCGCACAUCGAAGCCAGCUCAGAUAGUUCAUAACAAGACACACAAGACUUCACUCGGCACCACCUCUUUCACUCGGUUUACUUCACGUCACGUAUUGACUGAGCGCCACCUCACAAUGUUCUCCAACCCCCACCCCACAUCAGUAACCUCAACUCCAAACCAUUUGAUGUUCAAACGAAGACGCUCCAAAUCGCCAACCAAACCGCCAGCCGCACCCGCUCCUACUAAGGAGCACGACUACAAGACCAAGCGAGCCAACAUCAGCGCCAAACUCGAUCGCGUGCUCCUCCAGAUAAGCCUUCACGAAGGAAAGCUAGUGCAGCUUGAAUUCGAAGCCACUUCAAGCCUUCGAAACCAGAGGAAGCCGCCCAAAGAAAUGGAGCAGAGGGUUAUGUUCACAAUGAAUACAAUUGCUUCGGCGCAACAGGAUCAUCGCGUUGCAAUACAGGGGAUGCGUGCGUGGACGAAAGGGAAGCAUCAGGAGUUUGGCAAGGAUAUCGAGGCAAGGAUAGAGGCGAAUCUGGACAGUGUUCGCAGGAAGUUGGGAACGCUGAACUAUGGCGACUUGAUCGUGGAGGUAAGUGCAUAGAUAUCGCGGCAGAGCGGCGGCUACAGCAGCUGUUCACCUCUGUCUGAGGUGCGCGUUCGAGUGACACGCGACUUCGAUAUUUGCGUUUCAAUGUCCCGAUAUUCUUACUCUUCAACCAUUCAGCUGUUUCUAUCGGCGAUGAACUAAGCUCAAACAUCAA